Messenger RNA from Mizuhopecten yessoensis (Yesso scallop), 823 nucleotides. RefSeq names its product tyrosine-protein phosphatase 99A-like. The transcript is spliced from 7 exons. Gene Ontology annotation, molecular function: protein tyrosine phosphatase activity. Gene Ontology annotation, biological process: protein dephosphorylation. Lineage: Eukaryota; Metazoa; Mollusca; Bivalvia; Pectinida; Pectinidae. Bases 8 to 823 code for a protein of 271 amino acids. The record is from RefSeq and is a predicted model, not a curated record.
UUGGCGGAUGGUAUGGCAGAAGCAGAGCGGAAAGAUUAUUAUGCUUGCAAAUUUAGUGGAACUUGGAAAGAAAAAGUGCAGUAAAUACUGGGAUGGGGAGGAGGGCAAUUUCCUGCAGCUCGGACUAUAUCAAGUGACACUACAAGAGGAAUUGUCGUACGCCUUCUAUACCAUUAGAAAACUAUCAGUGAGGAAUAAACAGACUAACGCCAAAAGGCAGAUUAUGCAGUUCCACUUCACAAAAUGGCCAGAUCACGGUGUACCGGAAGCGUUCGAACUCCUUCAGUUUCACAAACGGGUACAAUCUUCACCAACAGAUCUGAACGGUCUACUUAUUGUGCACUGCAGUGCCGGUAUUGGAAGAACCGGAACAUACAUUGGUCUAGACGCCUUGUUGAAAGAGGGAAAUGAGAACGAUGAAAUCGAUGUGUUUGCUUACACUAAAAGGAUGCGGAAGGAUCGAAUGAACAUGAUACAAACAAUAGACCAGUACGUAGUACUCCACGAUGUCCUCGCCGAGGGCCUCGGAAUUGUGACCCAGUGUAUGACAGAACCUGAUUUCAGCAAAAAUAUUUCUGACAUGCUUACUGGGGGCAUUGUCGAAAAACAGUUUAAUGCUUUAGAAAAUCACAAGCCUCAUUACAAAGACAGAGAUAUCGAGACUGCUCUUACCAGCACAAACAAAAGGAAAAACAAAGACCUCUCAAUAUUAGCAGUGGAGAGAUACCGGGUGUACCUAACAGCUACAACAUCCGAUUAUAUAAACGCAAUAAAUGCACCGGUAAUGAAUUUGGACAUCGAUAUGUGUGUCUUAUCAUGCUGA